Molecule: messenger RNA, 1864 nt
Organism: Solea senegalensis (Senegalese sole)
Lineage: Eukaryota; Metazoa; Chordata; Actinopteri; Pleuronectiformes; Soleidae
Gene: phgdh
Product: phosphoglycerate dehydrogenase
Exons: 12
Coding region: 78-1670 (530 amino acids)
Biological process (GO): L-serine biosynthetic process
Molecular function (GO): NAD binding; phosphoglycerate dehydrogenase activity
Source: RefSeq, a predicted model, not a curated record
CACGCUGAUCACGGCAUCACACAUCCAGCACAAGUCAGUCCACAUCCACCAGCUCCACAGCACCGACAAAGACCAAGAUGGCCCCGAUCUCGAUCAGAACCGUGCUAAUCAGUGAAAGUGUUGACCCUCGCUGCAGAGCCAUUCUGGAGGAAAAUGGCAUCCGAGUCACGGAAAAGCAGAACAUGAAGAAGGAUGAAUUGAUCGCAGAGUUAAAGGACUAUGACGGUCUUGUGGUCAGAUCUGCCACCAAGGUAACAGCCGAUGUCAUCAAUGCUGCUGAUAAUCUCAAAAUCAUUGGGCGAGCCGGAACUGGUGUGGACAACGUGGAUGUGGAUGCUGCCACCAAAAAGGGUAUUAUUGUGAUGAACACACCGAGUGGUAACACGCUCAGCGCUGCGGAGCUCACGUGUGCCCUGCUGAUGAGCCUGUCGAGAAAUGUGCCUCAAGCCGUGAUGUCAAUGAAACAAGGAAACUGGGAUCGCAAAAAGUUCAUGGGUUCGGAGCUGUAUGGCAAAGUGCUGGGAAUAGUUGGACUUGGAAGAAUAGGAAAAGAAGUCGCCUCAAGAAUGCAGUCAUUUGGUAUGAAGACGAUUGGCUAUGAUCCAAUCACUCCAGUUGAAGUGUCAGCCAGCUGGGGGGUGGAGCAGAUGUCUCUGGAUCAACUUUGGCCCCAGUGCGAUUACAUCACUGUCCACACUCCACUCAUGCCCUCCACUGUCGGUCUUCUCAAUGAUGAGACAUUUGCAAAAUGCAAGAAAGGAGUGAAGGUUGUGAACUGCGCACGAGGCGGCAUCAUCGAUGAGGCCGCUCUGCUCAGAGCUGUGGAGUCUGGACAGUGUGGAGGAGCAGGCCUUGACGUCUUUGUUGAGGAGCCCCCUAAGGACCGCAACCUGGUGGACCAUCCCAAUGUCAUCAGCUGUCCUCACCUGGGAGCCAGUACUAAAGAGGCCCAGGCUCGCUGUGGGCAGGACAUUGCCCUGCAGAUAGUAGACAUGGUGAAGGGCAAGAGCCUGGUUGGAGCAGUAAAUGCAAAUGUUUUGGCCAGCACAUUCUCCCAGGAAUCUCACCAACUGAUUAAACUUGGAGAGGCUAUCGGAGCUGUGCUGCAGUCUUGCACUGCUUCUCAGACGCCACUCAGCCAGGUUCAUGUUAUCAAUCAAGGUGAUUGCAUGAAGUCCUCCACUGGCUACAUGACGUCAGCAGUACUGGUUGGACUGCUGAAUCAUGGAUCUGGCUGCUCCUCGAACCUCAUCAAUGUCCUGAGCCUCGCCAAAGAGUCUGGAAUCAUGGUGAAUCAGACCCACUGUGCCUCUGAUGGUGCUGCUGCUGAGAAUGUGUGCAAGGUGGAGAUUGUGGCUAACGGCUGCAGCUAUAAAGCCAACGGUUCAGUCCAAUGUGGUGUUCCCAUCCUGCUGGAGCUGAGUGGCAGCGUGUUCAGACAGCCGGUUGCUCUCACUGGGAAUCUGCUGUUCUUCAAAGCUUCUGCAAGUCCUCAGCUCCUGUCCUCGGUGGCUGGACUCCUGGCCACAGCGGGAGUGGAGAUUGAGUCUUUCAGUGGUCCCUCAGACCGCACUGGUGAUCUGUGGUAUUGUGUUGGGGUGUCCUCUCCCCUGCCAGACCUUGGUGCAUUGAAGUCUUUGGUGAAGGAGGCUGCACAGCUUACACUUUAAAUGUCAGCAACAGACUUUGCACAGUGCCGAGUGUCUGGAAAUCCUAACAUGGUCAAAAGUAUCUAAUAUAAUUGAUCUGUCUUGGUCUACAUGUUUACAGAUAACAAUUUGUUUAGAGGUUUUUGAUAACAUUCCAAUACUAACACGGUUUACAAUUUCAGAGCCGAGAUGUAAAAUAAAAUACUUGAAAAAGA